Molecule: messenger RNA, 670 nt
Organism: Owenia fusiformis
Lineage: Eukaryota; Metazoa; Annelida; Polychaeta; Sabellida; Oweniidae
Source: the annotation of a GenBank genome assembly
AUAUUAACCUCGUUCUUGCCAUAUCCAUAUUGAUUUCUUAGUGAAUAAAGUAUUAAUUUUAUAUCAUUUUGUAUUGAGCCUGAAUAAAAUAUACAGCUAAAUUAAUUCUACUGAACAAAACAAAAGGAUGAUGAGCUUGUUUGUCCGGCUGCAGACCAUCUUCAUUCUUAGUGUAUUUAGAAUACAAGUCACGACCCAACGGAGGAGUUUAACAGAUAUGCUUUGUGCUAGUAAUCGGUGUUCUGGUGACAGAGAAUUUUCAGAGAACUUAUGCCGUCUGGAUGUAACUGUAAGGUGUCCUAGGUUCAACAAUGGAGAAUUUUCCCAUUGGGCAGGAAACACCAAUAAAUGUGAUAAAAUGCCUGAAGUACAUAAAUGCUGCUUUUCCAUAUUGCAGAAUGAUACCAGUACCAUUAUAGGAGUAGCAUGUUUUGACGAGUGUACUAAAUUAGAUAUUGAUCUGCGUGAAAGGUCAAGAUGCAUCAGAGGUGGACAUCUUGCUAGUGUAGGUCCAACAAGAGUCUCUAAAAUAUGUGAUGAUGGCAGGAAAGGCAGAGAGUGUGAUCCCUUUAAGUUCCUACAUCGGCGAUGUUGUGAAAUUGUAGCUGAAGAUGGAGAAGCAAAUGUUAUGUGCACAAGGCGCUGUCAGAAGUUAAAAGCAAUACAAUAA